Molecule: messenger RNA, 1009 nt
Organism: Erythranthe guttata (spotted monkey flower)
Lineage: Eukaryota; Viridiplantae; Streptophyta; Magnoliopsida; Lamiales; Phrymaceae
Product: S-adenosyl-L-methionine-dependent methyltransferases superfamily protein
Molecular function (GO): S-adenosylmethionine-dependent methyltransferase activity
Source: RefSeq, a predicted model, not a curated record
AAAAAAAUAAUAGUGUUCAUAUAAAGUAAGAUCACCUGCUCCGGCGGAAAACGAGAGAAAUCUAGAAAUGGCGGAGCUGUUCGACAAGCAGGCGGCGAUAUACUCGGACUCGCGGCCAACUUAUCCGGCAGAAUGGUACAAAAUGCUGGCUGAUCUCACCCCCCACCACUCUCUCGCUUGGGACGUCGGCACCGGCAACGGUCAAGCUGCUCUCGGUGUGGCAGAGCAUUACAAGCAAGUAAUCGCAACCGACACAAGCGAACCGCAGCUGAAACACGCAACGCCGCACCCUCGAAUACGCUACCUCCACACGCCGCCAUCAUUAUCCGACGACGACCUGGCGAACCUAAUAGCCCCCGGCAACAACGACUCCUCGCUCGAUUUAAUCACCGUAGCUCAAGCGGUCCACUGGUUCGACCUACCGAGAUUCUACUCCCUGGCCAAUCGCCUCCUCCGAAAACCGGGCGGCAUUCUCGCCGUGUGGGGAUACAACGACAUAGCUGUCACCCCAGCAUUCGACGCCGCAGCUAAAAAAUUUCACGACACCACACUCCCGUACUGGAACUCGAAGAUCGAUCUUAUUUUCGAUGGAUAUAAAUCACUACCGUUCCCUUUCGAAAAUGUAGGGCUGGGAUCGGAGGGGAAUCCGGUGGCUCUUGAUAUACCGAAGGAGCUUUCUUUCGAGGGGUAUUUGAAAAUGGUGAGGUCUUGGUCGGCUGUCGUGACUGCUAAGGAACGAGGUGUGGAUUUAUUACCGGAAGAUACUGUUCGGAAGCUGGAGGCUGCUUGGGGUGGGGCCCGCCUCGUGAGAUCGGUUGCGUAUAAAGGGUUUAUGUUGGCUGGGAAAGUGAAGGUUUGCUCGUGAUUAAUGUUUUGAAGCUUGUUAUUUUUCAUAGCUUGAGGUUUUGUGAUGGAUAUAUCCCGUUUCGUACUCUUGUUUUCUGUUGUUGCUCGAUUGAAGAUGGCUUCGGUUUGCUGUGGUUUUGAAACUGGUGCUUGGUUUCGUGUU